Messenger RNA from Hirundo rustica (Barn swallow), 3078 nucleotides. It is a transcript of the gene CYSLTR1, whose product is annotated as cysteinyl leukotriene receptor 1. Gene Ontology annotation, molecular function: leukotriene receptor activity. NCBI's taxonomy places the organism in Eukaryota, Metazoa, Chordata, Aves, Passeriformes, Hirundinidae. Gene Ontology annotation, biological process: G protein-coupled receptor signaling pathway. The transcript is spliced from 2 exons. The record is from RefSeq and is a predicted model, not a curated record. The coding region runs from base 72 to 1112 and encodes 346 amino acids. Gene Ontology annotation, cellular component: plasma membrane.
GAGCCCGCUCCGACCCCGCAGCGCUGCGGCCUGACUCCACCCCCAGGGAGCUGCUGCCUCAGCCGGGCACAAUGACAGCGCCGUCCCCCAACCUCUCGUGCCACCACCACUCCAUCGACGACUUCCGCAACAGCGUCUACUCCACGCUCUACUCCAUGAUCAGCAUCAUGGGCUUCGUGGGGAACGGCGUGGUGCUGUACGUGCUGAUCCGCACGUACCAGCAGAAAACGGCCUUCCAGGUCUACAUGCUCAACCUGGCCCUGUCCGACUUCCUGUGCGUGCUGACCCUGCCCCUGCGCGUCAUCUACUACGUGCACAAGGGCCACUGGUUCUUCAGCGACUUCCUGUGCCGCCUCUCGUCCUACGCGCUCUACGUCAACCUCUACUGCAGCAUCUUCUUCAUGACGGCCAUGAGCUUCUUCCGCUGCAUCGCCAUCGUCUUCCCGGUCCGCAACAUCAGCCUGGUGUCGGAGAAGAAGGCGAAGCUCGUGUGCGUUGGCAUCUGGGUGUUCGUCACGCUGACGAGCGCGCCCUUCCUGCGCAACGGGACCUACCAGCACGGCAACAAGACCAAGUGCUUCGAGCCGCCGGAGAACUCCCAGAAGACAAACCUGGUGGUGAUCCUGGACCUCAUCGCCCUCUUCGUGGGCUUCAUCUUCCCCUUCAUCGUCAUCACCAUCUGCUACACCAUGAUCAUCCGCACCCUGCUGCGGAACUCCCUGCGGAAGAACGAGGCCAACCGCCGCAAGGCCGUGUGGAUGAUCGUCAUCGUCACCGCCACCUUCCUGGUGAGCUUCACGCCCUACCACGUCCUGCGCACGGUGCACCUGCACGCGCUGCGCCUGCGGGGCCCCGGCUGCGGGGACACCCUCUUCCUGCAGAAAGCCGUCAUCGUCACCCUGCCCCUGGCAGCCGCCAACUGCUGCUUUGACCCCCUCCUCUACUUCUUCUCCGGGGGGAACUUCCGGCAGAGACUCACCACGCUGAGGAAGGCGUCCUCCUCCAGCUUGUCGCAAGCCUUCAGGAAAAAGAUCUCCGUGAAGGACAAGGAUGAGGAACCCUUUGGAGAAAGCCAGAGGGAGAAUGGAAGGGCGGCUGUGGCUCCUUUGUGAGGAGGCUAAACUUUCCCCUCAGAGCUCUGGUGGGUGAUGGAGAUCUCCGAACUCUUUCAGAAGAUGGGAUGGAGGCUUUCAAGCCUUCGUUGCAGUUAAAUAACUGUGGGCAGUCCCUGGUGUGUGGUACUUGGCGGCAGAGCCUCUGCUGGGGUUGGGCAGAUCCUGGGACCCCCAGAGCCCUGUAGGACAGAGCAGCCACCACCAGCAGACUGUGGAGCUGCUGCUGCUGAACUCCCCAAACCCCUUCCAAGGCUGUAUUUGGGCAUUUGCUUCGUUCCACAGCUUUCCAAGAGCGUUAAUUCCCCGAGCCAGCAGGAAAUGUAAACAAAGCUUGCGGCGCGUGGGGAGCUCCUGUCAAACAGCGAGGGCAGAGUUUUCACUGGAUCUUCAAACAGCCGCCAAGUUAUUUAUGCAGCGAAGCCGUGAUAAUUCCUGCCCUGCUCCCAGCUGCCUCUGGGUUUCAGUUUCUGUGAUCAUUAUGUGUGUUUCAGGCUUCCAGGGCUGUGCCUGGGCUGCAAAUCAGGGUGGGCCCCUCUCCCACCCCCACGAAGUAGCUCGAGAUGCUUUGGUGGGCAGUAGAUUUGCCAGUAUUUUCCCAAUUUCUAGAAAAAUCCAUGGGACCUGUUGUAACAUUUCAGUAUCCUACUGUGCAGGAUAACUUGGGGAUAAGAGGGAAACUUACUUCAGUGGGACUGGUCCUGGAGUGAUGGCUGCAGGAUUCAGAACAUCACUGUGGUUUUUGGGGAUAUUUUAGGUAGAAGUGGAGCUCUGUGUGCUCAGAGUCAGUUUUGCCUUUCUCAGCUAUUGGCCAAGGGUGUUAGAUUAAUAAGAAAUAGAAACAAAGCUCUCUAGGAUGUUUGAUCCUGUUCCAGAGUGUUCACCUCAUCCACACCCAACAGCUAAGAGGCAACAUGAGGCCCUUAGAAAGAUAUUUAGGAAGAGCUUGAGAUGUAAAAUCUGAGUUUGGAUGAGAUGUGAUGCUGCAAAAAUAUUGGGCUGUGUUUCUCCUGUAAAGAAAGACUUCAAACUCUUGGAUGGAGAAAAAACAUUCCUGUACUUUUCCAGGGGAUCUGCAGGAAGGUAGCUCCAGCUCUGCUGGAGCACAGCCCAGCUGGAGAUGUGCAAUACAUCCCGAGAAAAAUAAAAAUUCUUGUAGGAUUAAAUUUCUCAGUUGGAGAAGGAGUUGAUAAAUGAAAAGCAAGUGUGUUUGGAUAUGGUAUUUAUGAAAUUACUCAAUGUUAUCUUGAAUAAAGAAAACAGUUUUAGUAGUGAAGAAUAACAGUGAGCAAAAAGAGUUUGGCUUGGACAGGCAUCUUCUGGAGAUAUUCUGUACAGAUAAUUAGAAUGUGAAUUCUCUCCUUGCACCACAGCCUUGGCUCAGCAAACGGCACUUAAAAAACCAAAAUUCACCUGCAGGAAAAAUGAUGGAUGUGCAUUUCCAAGGAGAUCUGAAAUUCCUUUCUUAAAUUUGAAGGAUAAUGCAGCAGAGGGCUGAAAGCUGCUGCUGUUAGAGAUCCCAUAAACCCCCAAAUUAGCAGAGCCAAGAGUUCAAAGCCAUAACUGCAAAUUGUUCAGGGGCAAAAAAAAAAAAAAGGGUGAAUCGGCUAAAACUCAUUUUCAAGAGUCAGCACUGAGCAUGCCACUUGUGUCUCCAGGCUUUAAAGGCAUUGUGACACUGUGAAUAAAAAACCUCAUGGAUUUUAUUCAGAAUAUGCAGGAAUAGCAUGCCCAUUCCCAAAGUUUGAAAUUUUGUACAGUAAAGCUGUGUGUGUAUAUAUAUAUGUAUAUAUUGCAAAGCAAUUUUUAUUGUACCAGAGGUAUUUUUUAACCUUUUGCCUUUUUUAUUUGAAUGAGACAAUGUUAGUGACAAAGGAAAUGGCAGCUUUUUUUUUCUUUUUCUAUUUUUUUUUUUUUUUUUUUUUUUGUGCAAUAGGAAAACCUGCCUUAAAAAACUUUACUGAAA